AGGUGUGCUCGGUUGCCAAGCAGCGCACAGAGAGAGGACAGGAAACGUGUGCCUUUUUUUUAAGCAUCCGGUCUGAUUUUAACCGUUCAUCUCUCCGUUUUUACCAAAUAAUAUCACACAUUUAGUUCAAUAGGAUAAUUGUUUUUUGUUGUGUUUUGUUUUUUGUUUUGGCUAACCUGCAGUUUAAUUCGGAAAUGGGUCGACUGAAGUGUCUCAGACGUGAAAGUGGAUUACCACCUAAAAAACAAGAUACUCCCUUGAAAACAAAACUGAGCAGAAAUGACACAGGUGGCGUUUUUUUCUGGACAGCAAACUUCACCAACUUGCCAUCAGCACAAAGUUGAGUUGAUAAUCACUGACAGUUGAAAACCUUACAGAGCGCAGGAGACAUCUGCCCAGGAAGCAUUAUGGCGCACUUCCAGUAGUACCUGAGGUGGAGGAGAUCAGUGUCCUGACUGUCAGAUCAACCAACCCAGUGUUGGUGGGUAUUCUGAUUAGUGAAAAGAUAUUCACAACCUGUCCACUGCAAAUCUGUGCCACACUUGAGUAGCCCUGCAUUUACUGAAAACCCCAGAGGCAAGGCCGUCUCGCCUUCCGCACCGGCUAAUAAGAAAUGUGGCCGCCGAGUGUCACCAGCAGGACGCCAAGCCGUUCAGAUGACUCCUGAUGCAGAGGCUUUUAAACGAGGUGAAAGGCACGUUAAUGAAGACAAGCAGAACUCUGAAUUGACUUCUUCCAGCAUGGAGUCAGACACAGCUUUCAGCUCUGAUGAUGAGGAGGAGGAAGACUCCUCUGCCUCUUCAGCCUCCAGCAGUCUGUCUUCCCCAGAGAUCUUCAGGAAGGAGACCUAUGUCGAAACAUUGACCUUUCCCUUUGAGGAAGAGGCACUGGAUCUCCAUCUUCACAUAAAAAACUCCACCUUGCUGGAUCUGAGCAAUGCUGAGAGCAUCCACAUGCAUCAUCCCCCCAACCUCUCUACAAUUAUUGAUGCCUCUACUAUUCUUGCUGAGAAAGACUGUGAGAUCAAAGGACCUGAAGCUGAGACCAAAACGCCUACGGACUCAUUUAAACCAGACAAAGCCUUCAAGUGUAAAACCACACCAAAACUUACCAACAGAAGACCCAUUCUGUGCAAGAAAAGGGUUUGGUUCAAAAGCCCAAUGGUUGCUGAGACAUCAGAAGCAAAACACAUCCCAGCCACAAAAUUAAACAUUCACAACACCAGUGAGCCUGACCAAACAUCCAGCCAAGCAGAGCAGAUGAAGCCUGACACAGACGCAUCCAGACCAGGAGAGAUCAACCACAAGGAAGAGGUGUUACAAAUGAAAAGUCCUUUUAAAAGUAAUCUGAACAAUGCUGAGUUCUUUGAUUUCAUCGACGACAGUGACAGGGAUGCGUUCUUUCGGAGUAUGAGAGAAAGGUGUGUCAGACUCAAGAGUUUUUCAUCAUUUCCUCUUACAGCUGCUAAGCACAUCCUGUGACAUCUAAAGCCAAAAUAUUGUAUCAAAAAUAAUCUGGAUAAAAGCGGUCCGCACAUGAGAUAUUCUUUAAGACAAGCGUUAUUAGUGUAUGAGUAUCUAAAUAUCAAAAAUGUAAAAGAAACUAUGUGAGUGAUAUUAGACGACAAUAAUUCAAAAGGAUACCACACCAUGCCAUAUUUGAGUGCAAACACUGUUACCUUUGACCUUGAAUUACUUCUCAACCAGACCUUUAUUAUUUAAUGACCUACUGUAAAACCUGUGAUGCCUGUUCUUUGCCACAUACGUGGUCCCUUUAAAAACAUUUUUAUGAAAAAGCACUUCUCAAUAUUUUCUGGAUUUCCUUUUGUCAAUUUGCAUAAAUGUUAUCUAACAAGUGUCUGGUGCAAAAUUACCACCAGAUGUCAGACCUGCACUUUUUUGAAUAGCCAUCUUGUAUUAUCUUUUCACUCAUUUUCUUUUUUCAUUUUAUAUGUUAAAUAUGUGUUGUUUGUGUUUCUUUAUUUGUGCUUUUAUUUAAUAAGAGACUGAUUUAAAUGCUUUUGUAUGGGGUCGAACCUGUAAAUUAGUUCAGGUGUUAGUCUGUGGUUUCUUUAUCUGUAAUUCUGUCUUGUCUCUCUAGAAAACAUAACACAUUUUGUUAUAAGUGUCCAAAAUAAAUACACGUACAAUAAAUACAUAAAUAAACAAUUGUUACUGGG
Acanthopagrus latus (yellowfin seabream) is the source of this 2179-nucleotide messenger RNA. RefSeq lists its product as uncharacterized. The record is from RefSeq and is a predicted model, not a curated record. Bases 657 to 1481 code for a protein of 274 amino acids. NCBI's taxonomy places the organism in Eukaryota, Metazoa, Chordata, Actinopteri, Spariformes, Sparidae. The transcript has 8 exons.